Molecule: messenger RNA, 1297 nt
Organism: Salvia splendens (bonfire salvia)
Lineage: Eukaryota; Viridiplantae; Streptophyta; Magnoliopsida; Lamiales; Lamiaceae
Product: SNF2 domain-containing protein CLASSY 4
Exons: 3
Coding region: 23-1189 (388 amino acids)
Biological process (GO): gene silencing by siRNA-directed DNA methylation
Molecular function (GO): ATP binding
Source: RefSeq, a predicted model, not a curated record
GUAAAAAAAGAUAUAGGAGUAAAUGCCAAAAGAGUUGUUUUUGCUAAAAAAAGUACUACUAUACUCUAAGAAGAGUAUAGGAAAUGCCGGUGAUAGGUUUUUGAGGUCAAGGAAGAGGAGAAGAAGAAUAGUGAAUAUGGAGAAGGAUGGAGUUAAGAAGAGAGACAAGGUAAUAUUAAUAUUGGGCAUGAAAAGGUCUCAUUCUGCAAAGCAUCUCAACUUGAUCAAGAUUUUGGUGGACUCAAUGAAUGCAUUCGAGGAAAAACAAAAUGUACCUGAGAGUGCCCUUCCAUCGAGGUUCAGAUUUGAGGACGAGGUGGUGCUCCCCCCACACAAAUCAGAACAUGACAAGUUCAUAGAUGAACUCUUUCAUGAUCUAGAGUUAGGAUUGCGACAAAUCGAUUGCACUGAUCUACAUGAGGCUGAGAGUGAUGAUCUUAAGACCACUGUGGAGAUUGAUGGAAGUUGUUGCUACCGAGGGAAGCAUCAAGCUGUUCUUGAUGAACAGAUAGGGCUCAUUUGCAAAAUCUGUGAUAUUGUGAUCAUGGACAUAAUGCAUGUCUUACCACCUUUUCAUGUACCAAUUUUGGAGUGGCGAGACAAGAGGUAUUACCGUGAUGAGUUUCAAGGCUCCAACUUUAGCGACAUUCAGUUUGAGGGCACUGAUUCCAGUACACCCAGUUCAACAAGUUGCAUGAAAGGAACAGUAUGGGAUUUAGUCCCUGGUGUUAAGGAAGAUCUGUACCCUCAUCAGUGGGAGGGUUUCGAGUUCAUGUGGAGAAACAUAGCAGGAGACACCAAACUUGAGAAACUGAAGCAGACUCUUGCUGAUGAUGCGAGAUGGUGCAUAAUCUCACAUGCCCCAGGCACUGGAAAGACUCGUCUCACCAUAGUGUUCCUGCAGUCAUUCCUGAAACUGUAUCUAGCCUGCAGCCCCUUGAUCAUAGUUCCUAAAGGGAUGCUUCUGACAUGGGAAGCUGAGUUCAAGAAAUGGAACUUCAACGUAUCAUUCCACAAUCUAAUUAAGAAAGAGCUAUCCGGAAAAGAACAUGCAGUUGCUACUGAGGUUCUUGAGGAAAUUGAGAGUGGAGUCUUGAGUCAAGACUGCUGUCACGACCACAUCUCCCUAGUCAAAGAAAGUGCAGCUAUUUCGCGACUAAAAAUAAUAAACUGUCUCAACACAUCAUAAGUUACUUAAUUUAAGGAAAUAUUGUCUAGAUGUCAUCAGGAUAACAAAAUAUUAAAAUCAGAGUGAAAUAUGGGACAAUAUCUUGACUAAAACUAGUCUAAGUCUAUG